UUCAAUCAAAGCAAAUUGUGCAAACAAAAAUCAACUCAACAGCUGAAAUUUCGCUUAUAAUUUUAGAAAAAAUUUUACAAAUAAAAUAUUUCUUGAGAUUUCACGUUCGAGCUGGAUGCUAGGCUUAAAUAUAAAAUAUAUAUAUUUUUUAAAUGAAAAAUCAUAUAUCAACUGUUUUGUGUGAAAUGCGUAGUGAUUUCAAAGAUAAUCAUCAAGAAACGAUCAAUAAAAUGAUACAAUUUGGCACCGUUAAAUAUGGAAUCGUCAAACAGCUGAAAGAUCGUGCACGUAGCACUGAGAAAGAUGAUACAAGCGAUCAGGAGGAGAAUGGUGCUUGCUGUUCACCCAUUGCUAGUCAAGAAGUGGCUAGUAACAACACAACAGACCCUGCUGAAGCAAAUGCUACAACAGCAAUAACAAUGACAGCUUUGGAUGUGCUUGCUACGCCAUUGCACAGCGCAAUUGGCAAUGAUUUGUCUGUUGCGGCGGCACAAGCGCAAGAUCGCACACAAAGCGCAGCCGAUUUGGCUGAAAAUAGCAUAACAACAGAAGCCGAUACGGCUGCUGCCGCUGCUGCUGCGCACGACGUUGCGCUCAACGAAGAUCACAAUCACAACAACACCAGAAACAGCAACAGCAAUAGCAACAGCAGCGCCAAUAGUCUUUCGAUGUCCGGUGCAUCGCCAACGCGACUAGAACAAGCGCGCGGCACAACGCCUGUGGAGCGCUUACUACAGCUGAAAUCGCUUGCCGAUGCGGCGGUGGUAGCGAAAACAAUGGCAGGUGGCGACAGCGCAGCGUCAGCAAUUAGCGCAGCCGGUUCACCAGCAUACAACACAUAUCCGACCGAUAACGCUUGUGUUACAAACAACAGCAAAUUUGAUUCACCCACACACAUGGAUAUGGAAAAGCAAGCGAAAUCGCAGCUUUAUGCGGCAGUAGGCGCAGCGAAAAAGCGGCGCGCGUCAGCGAUGGAAGAUGAGGACGACAAUGGGGAUGAAAAUGAAGCAGCAGAUGGAGAUGGAGCGGAAGAAGCGCAAGUUAAACCAGCUGCAGAAAGAUUGGCGUUGAAGCAGCUAACCAGCGAAUCGCCAGCUAAUUUAGCGACACCAAAGACCAGUGGCUCGGUGAGCAGCAAUGCAAUGGCUGCAAGCGAGUCAGAUGACAACUUAACAAAGCCCAUUUCUGCACCACUAACGCCCACCUCAAGCGCGCUCGCCGCCGCUAGCGCAUUGCCACAAGCCGCUGCUGCCGCUGCCGCUUUUGGAGCUGCUCCCGUCAAUUUGGAAGCCAUACAGAAUAUGCAAAUGGCUAUCGCGCAAUUUGCGGCCAAGACGAUAGCGAAUGGUGCGCAGGGUGGCGAUAAUGAUGCAGCAAUGAAACAAUUGGCAUUCUUGCAGCAAGCGCUUUUCAAUUUGCAACAACAACAACUCUUUCAAAUACAACUCAUUCAACAGCUGCAAUCACAGCUGGCCAUGAAUCAGCCGAAGGGGUCGAGCGAUGGUGCAGACGCUGGCGACUGUGAGGAAAUGGAAGAGGAACGCGAAGAUGGCGAGGAGGAUACGUAUGAGGAGGAGGAGCGCAUUGCCGAAAUGGAAUUGCGUCAGAAGGCAGAGGCGCGCAUGGCUGAAGCAAAGGCGCGACAGCAUCUUAUCAACGCCGGCGUGCCGUUGCUUGAUGAAAACGCCGACGGCACGACAAAGUCAAGUACAUCAGGCGGGGCUAGCGGUUCUUCCGUAGCGGCAGAGUCACUCAAGCGCAAGCGCGAGGAUGAUGAAGAUGCGGACGCCUUCAGCGUUGCUACCAGACGCAUGAGCGUAGAGGUGGCGACGCGUGCAAGCGCAGAAGGCGCGCGUUUGAGCGAACAAAUACCGACAUCAUCGGAUGCGCUGAGCAAACUGAAAGCGCUCGAGAAUAUGCCGCUGCCCUAUGGUUCGGAUUUGGCGUCGACCAUUAUUACCAAUCAUGAUGAUCUGCCUGAGCCCAACUCGCUGGAGAUGUUGCAGAAGCGCGCGCAAGAGGUGCUGGAUUCCGCCUCGCAAGGCAUACUCGCGAACAAUAUGGCCGAUGAGUUUGCGUUUCGUGAUAAAAAUGGCGAUGGCAAGAACCGAAAUGAGCCAUUCUUUAAGCAUCGCUGCCGCUACUGCGGCAAGGUGUUCGGCUCUGAUUCGGCGCUACAAAUACACAUACGUUCGCAUACUGGCGAGCGUCCGUUCAAGUGCAACGUCUGCGGCAGCCGCUUCACCACCAAAGGUAAUCUGAAAGUACACUUUCAGCGACACGCACACAAGUUCCCGCAUGUACCGAUGAAUGCCACGCCCAUACCCGAGCACUUGGACAAGUUCCACCCACCGUUGUUGGAUCAAAUGUCGCCGGAUAGUUCGCCGACGCAUACGCCGGCAGCGUUGCCACAACAAAUGCCCCAACAGAUGCCGCCAGUAUCGCUGCCGUUACCUUUUCCGCCAGGCGCUGCCUUUCCCGGACUUCCCGGUCUGUAUCGGCCGCCCAUGGAAUUGCUGAAGUCGUUGGGCAACGCGGGUUUCCCAAAUCCAUUCUUUCCGCAUAUGCCGCCAGCUGGGCAGUCACGCGCGGAAGCGCCAACGGCUCGGCAUGCAUCCAAGGAGAAUAAUCAAGAUAUGCCAACUGAUUUGCGUAAGUCCUCGGCAUCCAAUUCACCCGAACUGCCAGUCAAGACUGAAAUCACAGAAGAGGAGAAAAAAGAAGUUCGAGCGGAAGCGCAAAAGGCAACCACGUUACGGCCGUCGGAAAGUGCAAAUGUUGCCACAUCGCAGGACGCAGCGCCGGCCUUGGACAUAAAAAUCAAAGAGGAACGAAUCGAUACGGAUUCGCAGGACGUAGAGAUGGAACGCGCAGACACACCACCUGUACAGCUUUCGACAUCACCUGCACGCACCUCCUUAUCACCAUCCCAAAGAUGCGCCAGCGCGCCCUUCACACCUCCAACGCCCACAUCCAGGCCAUUGGCGUUGCCACCUGUUGUACAGCCAGCGCAACCACCCAUAUCUAGGCAUCCGCAUCCCUCGCCAGGCGCCCAUAACCACAUCGAUCACCUGCCCACACCCGGUCAGCUGCCGCCAUCUUUGCACCACCGCGACGACUUCUUUGCGGAACGCUUUCCACUGAAUUUUACCAAAAAUCUGUCGCCCGAACACCAUUCGCCCAUACGCUCACCCGCGCACCUACAACGCUCGCCAUUCUUCAACCCCAUCAACCACGAGAUGGCGCUGCUACCACGCCCCCACAGCAAUGACAAUUCAUGGGAGAACUUCAUCGAGGUUUCGAACACCUCGGAGACGCUGAAACUGAAGGAGUUGAUGAAGAACAAGAAGCUCAGCGACCCAAACCAGUGCGUCGUAUGCGAUCGUGUGUUGUCAUGCAAGAGCGCGUUGCAGAUGCACUACCGCACACAUACUGGCGAACGCCCCUUCAAGUGCCGCAUUUGCGGACGCGCUUUCACCACCAAAGGCAAUCUGAAAACCCACAUGGCGGUGCACAAGAUUCGGCCACCCAUGCGCAAUUUCCACCAAUGUCCCGUCUGCCACAAAAAGUACUCGAAUGCGCUGGUCUUGCAGCAGCACAUACGGCUGCAUACCGGCGAGCCGACUGAUCUCACGCCCGAGCAAAUACAAGCAGCCGAGAUACGUGAUCCACCACCGUCAAUGAUGCCGGGCGCCUUCAUGAAUCCCUUCGCAGCCGCGGCUUUCCACUUCGGCGCCAUGCCAGGCGCUGGCGCCGCCAUGAGCCACCUGGGCCCACACAAUGGCACACUCGGCUCGGAGUCAUCGCAGGGCGACAUGGACGAUAACAUCGACUGCGGCGAUGACUUUGACGAUGAUAUCUCAUCCGAGCACAUGUCCAGCGCGCACGACUUGGACGUGAGCGAUCGACCGAAAUCCAGCGAUGACUUCAAAGGCUUGCUCUUCGAACAAAAGCUGCGCAUCGAUGCCACCGGUGUCGUGAACACCACACCACGUCCGCGUUCGGCUGCCAGCAAUGCCAACUCGGUGAACUCCGCGCCAACCAGCCCCAGUUCGGGCGCGCCGCGUCACUGCUCCACACGCACCAGCUCGCCAGCGCGCUCCAUGUCCGAAGCAUCACAAGGUGCUCUAGAUCUAACGCCACGCGCCAUGCCAAUGCAACAAAACAACAGCAGCAACAGCUCACGUUCGCCAGCGCCGACGUCUGCAGCUCCUCAGGCUGCUGUGGGGGGUCGCAAAUCGCCCACACCACCGGUGCGCAACAGCAGCGCCAAUAGCAGCACAGCACGAAGCCCCACAUCGGCGCCGACGCAAAGGUCGCACCCACAACUGAGUCCCGCAGCUGCGCUCACCUCACCGCUGGUACCACCAUCGGCUGUUGACUGCCUGCCGCCGGUGCUGCAUCACCACCUGCAGCAGCAACACCAGCAUUUAAUGCAACAGCAAGCGGUAGCAGCGGCGGCGGCGCAUGCGCAAGCUCAAGCCCAGCACCAUCAUCAGCAGUUGCAGCAGCAUGCCGUCGCUUUGCAUGCCGAACAGCUAAGGCGCGAACACCAAAUCAAGCAAGAGCAGCAUCAGGCGGCGCAUCAACAACAUAUGCGCCAACAACAACAACAGCAGCAGCAGGAAGCGGCGCAUGCGUCGGCACAUUCACCGCAUCAGCUUUCGUUGCCGCCACCACACUUGGCGCAUCAUCUGCAACAACAGCAGCAGCAUCAACAGGCGGCGGCGGCGGCGGCGGCAGCAGCAGCGGCGGCGGCGCAACAACAACAGCCCGCAGGCUCGCUACCACCACAGGGACCACAACCACCCAAUCCAUUGGUUGCAGCGCGUCCGCCCUUCGGCAUGUUUCCCAACCUGCCGCUCUUCCCGCCGGCCACAGCGCAAACGAUGUGCUCGGCAAUGAAUACGAUUGCGCAGUCGGUAAUGCCGGCGGCACCGUUCAAUCCACUUGCACUUUCCGGCGUGCGAGGGAGCACCACCUGCGGCAUCUGUUUCAAAACAUUCCCCUGUCAUUCAGCUUUAGAAAUUCAUUAUCGCAGUCACACUAAGGAGCGACCAUUCAAGUGUACAAUCUGUGAUCGCGGUUUUACAACAAAGGGUAACCUCAAACAGCAUAUGCUGACACAUAAAAUACGGGAUAUGGAGCAGGAAACAUUUCGAAAUCGUGCAGUAAAGUAUGUAAAUGAUACAAGCGAUCAGGAGGAGAAUGGUGCUUGCUGUUCACCCAUUGCUAGUCAAGAAGUGGCUAGUAACAACACAACAGACCCUGCUACAACAGCAACAACAAUGACAGCUUUGGAUGUGCUUGCUACGCCGUUGCACAGCGCAAUUGGCAAUGAUUUGUCCGUUGCGGCGGCACAAGUGCAAGAUCGCACACAAAGCGCAGCCGAUUUGGCUGAAAAUAGCACAACAACAGAAGCCGAUACGGCUGCUGCCGCUGCUGCUGCGCACGACGUUGCGCUCAACGAAGAUCACAAUCACAACAACACCAGAAACAGCAAUAGCAACAGCAGCGCCAAUAGUUUUUUGAUGUCCGGUGCAUCGCCAACGCGCCUAGAACAAGCGCGCGGCACAACGCCUGUGGAGCGCUUACUACAGUUGAAAUCACUUGCUGAUGCGGCGGUGGUAGCGAAAACAAUGGCAGGUGGCGACAGCGCAGCGUCAGCAAUUAGCGCAGCCGGUUCACCAGCAUACAACACAUAUCCGACAGAUAAAGCUUGUGUUACAAACAACAGCAAAUUUGAUUCACCCACACACAUGGAUAUGGAAAAGCAAGCGAAAUCGCAGCUUUAUGCGGCAGUAGGCGCUGCAAAAAAGCGGCGCGCGUCAGCGAUGGAAGAUGAGGACGACAAUGGGGAUGAAAAUGAAGCAGCAGAUGGAGAUGGAGCGGAAGAAGCGCAAGUUAAACCAGCUGCAGAAAGAUUGGCGUUGAAGCAGCUAACCAGCGAAUUACCAGCUAAUUUAGCGACACCAAAACCCAGUGGCUCGGUGAGCAGCAAUGCAAUGGCUGCAAGCGAGUCAGAUGACAACUUAGCAAAUCCCAUUUCUGCACCACUAACGCCCACCUCAAGCGCGCUCGCCACAUUGCCACAAGCCGCUGCUGCCGCUGCCGCUUUUGGAGCUGCGCCCGUCAAUUUCGAAGCCAUACAGAAUAUGCAAAUGGCUAUCGCGCAAUUUGCGACCAAGACGAUAGCGAAUGGCGCGCAGGGUGGCGAUAAUGACGCAGCAAUGAAACAAUUGGCAUUCUUGCAGCAAGCGCUUUUCAAUUUGCAACAACAACAACUCUUUCAAAUACAACUCAUUCAACAGCUGCAAUCACAGCUGGCCAUGAAUCAGCCGAAGGGGUCGAGCGAAGGAGCAGACGCUGGCGACUGUGAGGAAAUGGAAGAGGAACGCGAAGAUGGCGAGGAGGAUACGUAUGAGGAGGAAGAGCGCAUUGCUGAGAUGGAAUUACGACAGAAGGCGGAGGCGCGCAUGGCUGAAGCAAAAGCGCGACAGCAUCUUAUCAAUGCCGGCGUGCCGCUGCUUGAUGAAAACGCCGACGGCACGACAAAGUCGAGUACAUCAGGCGGGGCUAGCGGUUCCUCCGUAGCGGCAGAGUCACUCAAGCGCAAGCGCGAGGAUGAUGAGGAUGCAGACGCCUUCAGCGUUGCUACCAGACGCAUGAACGUAGAGGUGGCGACGCGUGCGAGCGCAGAAGGCGCGCGUUUGAGCGGAAAAAUACCAACAUCAUCGGAUGCGCUGAGCAAACUGAAAGCGCUCGAGAAUAUGCCGCUGCCUUAUGGUUCGCAUUUGGCGUCGACCAUUAUUACCAAUCAUGAUGACCUGCCUGAGCCCAACUCGCUAGAGAUGUUGCAGAAGCGCGCGCAAGAGGUGCUGGAUUCCGCCUCGCAAGGCAUACUCGCGAACAAUAUGGCAGAUGAGUUUGCGUUUCGUGAUAAAAAUGGCGAAGGCAAGAACCGAAAUGAGCCAUUCUUUAAGCAUCGCUGCCGCUUCUGCGGCAAGGUGUUCGGCUCUGAUUCGGCGCUACAAAUACACAUACGUUCGCAUACUGGCGAGCGUCCGUUCAAGUGCAACGUCUGCGGCAGCCGUUUCACCACCAAAGGUAAUCUGAAAGUGCACUUUCAGCGACACGCACACAAGUUCCCGCAUGUACCGAUGAAUGCCACGCCCAUACCCGAGCACUUGGACAAGUUCCACCCACCGUUGUUGGAUCAAAUGUCGCCGGAUAGUACGCCGACGCAUACGCCGGCAGCGUUGCCACAACAAAUGCCCCAACAGAUGCCGCCAGUAUCGCUGCCGUUACCUUUUCCGCCAAUCGCUGCCUUUCCCGGACUUCCCGGUCUGUAUCGGCCGCCCAUGGAGCUGCUGAAGUCGUUGGGCAAUGCGGGUUUCCCAAAUCCAUUCUUUCCGCAUAUGCCGCCAGCUGGGCAGUCACGCGCGGAAGCGCCAACGGCUCGGCAUGCAUCCAAGGAGAGUAACCAGGAUUUGCCAACUGAUUUGCGUAAGUCCUCGGCAUCCAAUUCACCCGAACUGCCAGUCAAGACUGAAAUCACAGAAGAGGAAAAAAAAGAAGUUCGAGCGGAAGCGCAGAAGGCAACCACGUCACGGCCAUCGGAGAGUGCAAAUGUUGCCACAUCGCAGGACGCAGCGAAAGCCUUGGACAUACAAAUCAAAGAGGAACGAAUCGAUACGGAUUCGCAGGACGAAGAGAUGGAACGCGCAGACACACCACCAGUACAGCGUUCGACAUCACCUGCACGCACCUCCUUAUCACCUUCUCAGAGAUGCGCCAGCGCGCCCUUCACACCUCCAACGCCCACAUCCAGGCCAUUGGCGUUGCCACCUGUUGUACAGCCAGCGCAACCACCCAUAUCUAGGCAUCCGCAUCCCUCGCCAGGCGCCCACAACCACAUCGAUCACCUGCCCACAUCCGGUCAGCUGCCGCCAUCUUUGCACCACCGCAACGACUUCUUUGCGGAACGCUUUCCACUGAAUUUUUCCAAAAAUCUGUCGCCCGAACACCAUUCGCCCAUACGCUCACCCGCGCACCUACAACACUCGCCAUUCUUCAACCCCAUCAACCACGAGAUGGCGCUGCUACCACGCCCCCACAGCAAUGACAAUUCGUGGGAGAACUUCAUCGAGGUUUCGAACACCUCGGAGACGCUGAAACUGAAGGAGUUGAUGAAGAACAAGAAGCUCACCGACCCAAACCAGUGCGUCGUAUGCGAUCGUGUUUUGUCAUGCAAGAGCGCGCUGCAGAUGCACUACCGCACGCACACUGGCGAACGCCCCUUCAAGUGCCGCAUUUGCGGACGCGCUUUCACCACCAAAGGGAAUCUGAAAACCCACAUGGCGGUGCACAAGAUCCGGCCACCCAUGCGCAAUUUCCACCAAUGUCCCGUCUGCCACAAAAAGUACUCGAAUGCGCUGGUCUUACAACAGCACAUACGGCUGCAUACCGGCGAGCCGACUGAUCUCACGCCCGAGCAAAUACAAGCAGCCGAGAUACGUGAUCCCCCACCGUCAAUGAUGCCGGGCGCCUUCAUGAAUCCCUUCGCAGCCGCGGCUUUCCACUUCGGCGCCAUGCCAGGCGCUGGCGCCGCCAUAAGCCACCUGGGCCCACACAAUGGCACACUCGGCUCGGAGUCAUCGCAGGGCGACAUGGAUGAUAACAUCGACUGCGGCGAUGACUUUGACGAUGAUAUCUCAUCCGAGCACAUGUCCAGCGCGCACGACUUGGACGUGAGCGAUCGACCGAAAUCCAGCAAUGACUUCAAAGGCUUGCUCUUCGAACAAAAGCUGCGCAUCGAUGCCACCGGUGUCGUGAAUACCACACCAUGUCCGCGUUCGGCUGCCAGCAAUGCCAACUCGGUGAACUCCGCGCCAACCAGCCCCAGUUCGGGCGCGCCGCGUCACUGCUCCACACGCAUCAGCUCGCCAGCGCGCUCCAUGUCCGAAGCUUCACAAGGUGCUCUAGAUCUAACGCCACGCGCCAUACCAAUGCAACAAAUCAACAGCAGCAACAGCUCACGUUCGCCAGCGCCGACGUCUGCAGCUCCUCAGGCUGCUGUGGGUGGUCGAAAAUCGCCCACGCCACCGGUGCGCAACAGCAGCGCCAAUAGCAGCACAGCACGAAGCCCCACAUCGGCGCCGACGCAAAGGUCGCACCCACAACGGAGUCCUGCAGCUGCUCUCACCUCACCGCUGGUACCACCAUCGGCUGUCGACUGCCUGCCGCCAGUGCUGCAUCACCACCUGCAGCAGCAACACCAGCAUCUAAUGCAACAGCAAGCGGUAGCAGCAGCGGCGGCGCAUGCGCAAGCUCAAGCGCAGCACCAUCAUCAACAGUUGCAGCAGCAUGCCGUCGCCUUGCAUGCCGAACAGCUAAGGCGCGAACACCAAAUCAAGCAAGAGCAGCAUCAGGCGGCGCAUCAGCAACAUAUGCGUCAACAACAACAGCAGCAGCAGCAGGAAGCGGCGCAUGCGUCGGCACAUUCACCACAUCAGCUUUCGUUGCCGCCACCACACUUGGCGCAUCAUCUGCAACAACAGCAGCAACAUCAACAGGCGGCGGCAGCAGCAGCGGCGGCGCAACAACAACAGCCCGCAGGCUGCCUACCACCACAGGGACCACAGCCACCCAAUCCAUUGGUUGCAGCGCGUCCGCCCUUCGGCAUGUUUCCCAACCUGCCGCUCUUCCCGCCGGCCACAGCACAAACGAUGUGCUCGGCAAUGAAUACGAUUGCGCAGUCGGUAAUGCCGGCGGCACCGUUCAAUCCACUUGCACUUUCCGGCGUGCGAGGGAGCACCACCUGCGGCAUCUGUUUCAAAACAUUCCCCUGUCAUUCAGCUUUAGAAAUUCAUUAUCGCAGUCACACUAAGGAGCGACCAUUCAAGUGUACAAUCUGUGAUCGCGGUUUUACAACAAAGGGUAACCUCAAACAGCAUAUGCUGACACAUAAAAUACGGGAUAUGGAGCAGGAAACAUUUCGGAAUCGUGCUGUAAAGUAUAUGAGUGGCUGCAAAGAAGGCUAUGAGUAGUGAGACCAUUGCGUUCGCUUAGAAAAGAUAACAACCAAGUAGCAAGCAGUUUAAAUGAAAAAA
Rhagoletis pomonella (apple maggot) is the source of this 10112-nucleotide messenger RNA. RefSeq lists its product as uncharacterized. Lineage: Eukaryota; Metazoa; Arthropoda; Insecta; Diptera; Tephritidae. Gene Ontology annotation, biological process: regulation of transcription by RNA polymerase II. The coding region runs from base 153 to 10049 and encodes 3298 amino acids. The record is from RefSeq and is a predicted model, not a curated record. Gene Ontology annotation, molecular function: DNA-binding transcription factor activity, RNA polymerase II-specific; RNA polymerase II cis-regulatory region sequence-specific DNA binding. Gene Ontology annotation, cellular component: nucleus. The transcript has 8 exons.